Messenger RNA from Ogataea philodendri, 309 nucleotides. RefSeq lists its product as uncharacterized. The transcript has a single exon. Lineage: Eukaryota; Fungi; Ascomycota; Pichiomycetes; Pichiales; Pichiaceae. The record is from RefSeq and is a predicted model, not a curated record. Bases 1 to 309 code for a protein of 102 amino acids.
AUGUUGGUGGAGACGAUAACAUCGGACUCUCUGGCCAAUGCGUCGGAUAUGAGCGGCAGAUUAUCGGACGUGGAGUUUGCUGUUGGAUUUAUAAGACUGGAGCCCGACUGGUUAGCGCCCAAGGAGUAUAAUGAUGGAAUUAAAGAGGUGAUGGAGGUUGUGGACAAGGAGAUCAUUCUAUUGGCAAUGAAGGGCGAGGAAGGUGCAGGAACGGGUGGAGGCGGUACCAGAAGAGAGUUUGUUGUAAGGAUAGACUGCGGCUGCGGUGAGAGGAUUUCUCGCGAGCGACCGUUGGUCGAAUCCUGCUGA